AUGCCCAAAUCGAAUACGUCGAUCUGGCUUUCAACCAAAAGGAUCUAUUGCUCGGUCUAUCAGGAAUCCCAGACUUUAAAAUUACCCUUUGGCAUUGGACAACCGGAGACAUGGUUUUUAGUCAAAGCUUGAACUCCCACGAUCUAACUACAAAGGCCACUGUCAGUUCUGUGGCUGGAACGGGCUCUUCCAAGACAUUUAUCUUCCGAUCCUCGGACCAGAAGCUGAGUGUGUGGCAGGUGAAACGUUUUGGCGAAGAACAAGCCAUUUUUAAGCAUACGGCCUCAAAUAAUGACAUUCGAAAAGCAAUGGAGAACGCUUUGGCAUCUUGUUGGCAACUGCGAAGCAUCUUGUACAUUUUACAACCGGAGGGAAAACUAAGCAAGUGCGACAUCAACAAACAAACUUUGGUUGCUUGCACUGUCGCUGAUGAUUUACAACACUUCUUCUUGUCCAAUCAAUCAAUGGUGGAUAUAUUUCCACAUUUCAAUGGACUCAUAGCCAUUGCUCGAUGUCAGGUGGUGACCAUUCAAGUAAAAGACAAUGACCUAAAGAUCGAACAUCGCCAUGAUCUCCCUGAAGCACGUUCUGCCCAAGUUAAGGAAAUGGUUUCUAGUUUUUCAUUCGUCGCUAUUACUAUAAAGCAAAAUUUCCUCCUGAUCCAAACAACUGAGCACGAAAUCGUGAGCCAAGUGGUCGAUGCAGGUCUCAGUUUUUCUAUCUUCAGCCACGCCUGCUUACUUCGCCCAGCAAAUGACAUUUUUGUCACUGUGGAUGAAUCCAAAAUGCUCAGAUUAUAUUCGAUGUAUAGCAAAGCCAUGAUCCUUGAAAGCCCGCUAAAUUUCUCAAUUGGUUUGUUGAUCAGCACCCCGUCCUCCAAAGCCUUUUUCUUCGAAGAAAAUGGGCAACGUGUUCUCGUUACGAAUGUGAAAAUUCAAGAGGGCGUGCUCGAAAUGAGUUCUGUUACACCUAUAACGACAAAGGGUAUCUCUUUCGCCACUCAAAAUCAGACCAAUGCACAAGAAUGGAUACUUGGCAACUCUGAGAGGAAUCAGAUAUUCUUAACUGACACACUUGAUCAAGAACCUCAUUUGCGAGUCAAAACUUACUUGGACUUGGAGAGUCGUUUCACAGCUGUUUCAUUUCGAGAAUCAGUAAUUCUGUUACUUAUGGUGGAAAAGCAAUGUUAUGGCAAGAUGGUUACUGUAGUUGAGAGGGACAAAUCGACCGAUGACCUCUUCAUAACUCAGGUCAUUCGAACCUCGGAGUAUUGCACAGGACUGUGUCUCUCAAAUGAUGGGGACCGAUUCUUCACCUUGCUCCAAACCGACAAAACCUUGGCAAGUUUCUCCAUCAAAGGGGAAUCAUUUGAAGAGCGUUUACCAUCUGCAGAAACGAAAUCCAUUCAUGUGUUAGGCUUGUAUUGCAUCCAAAAAUCCGAAAACCGGUUGGUCUUGAUCGGCGAGGCAGGAUUGAUCAGCUACUUGGAACCCAAUGAAGGAACCCAUAAAAGUGCCGUCAGAAUGUUUGGCAACCUACAAGAAACCAUAAAAUGCUUUGAUUUAAUUGAUGACUCGCUCCUCCUUGUUGUUGGCCAAUCAGGCACAGUACAUAUUCUUGAGCGAGAUUACCCGUCACACAAUAUGAAGACCACUUUGGCACUUCAAGUGCUCGACCCAGCAACUGGGAAGAGCAAUGCCCGCUCUUGGCUGGAAGAUCACCAACAAAGGCUUCACGAUCGCAAGAGAGAAAGUCACCAAGAGGUUUUGGACACGAUAGCCAGUGGCUUGAGUCGAAUCAAGUCCCAAGUCUCUUCACUGUUGAAAGAGAACGAAUCCCUUCCAUCGCAUGAACAACUGAAUCGUCAUGAUUUCGAACUAAAUUCGGAUGAAAAACAGCGUCUCUAUCAAGAGGGGUGUCUGCAAGAGAAGAAUCUUGUUCUUGAAUUGAAGGCCAAACAUCAAUCCGUGAGAAGAAUUGGUGACAAACUAAAAGCGUCCAUUUGGGACCACAUGGCUGUCAAAGGGCGAUCUAUCGAAGGGAUCCAAUCUAAAAUCAUUGUAUCCAACUACGUCUUACUACCAAUAUCCUCCAAAGAAAUGAGAGAAUUGCAAAAGAUCAUUGCACAUCGAAAAUCCAGUAGCAACUUUUCGGAUCUCUCAAAACGUUUGAAAAACAUCCAGGACUCAGGGGGGAAAUUGCCCGCGCAACUUGAACAUCUGGGAUCAAUGGAAGUACCUCUGGAUUCUCCAAUACCCAGUGCAAAUGCCACGCCAAGGUUGUCUUCUUACGAAAUUGGAACCCCUCAAAUCGGCUCAGAGAUUGAAGAUGGAUGGACGAGUAACUAUGGGAACACGUUCAAUCCCAGUCUAAUCAAAGACAGUUUCUUGUUCCCACAAUUAGAGAUCUCAACGCUGCUUCACUCUCAAAAGCAGAUCCUUUUGUUGCGCAACGCGAUACAUCAGUUCAAAACCAAAUUCAAUAGGAAUUUUGACUCAUUAUUCGAGAAGAAAUUCCAGAUGAUCCACGAAAUUCUAAAGUGGAAAUCGGAACUAGAUCGAGUGGGAUGCUCAGAGGGACUUUAUCAAAUAACAAGAAAGCCAAUUGGAACAGAUUUUGUGUCUUGGUCAUUGGUGGAAAACCCAGAGGUGGUUUUCAACUUUCUUAACCCUGAAAGAAUUCCAAUUAAGCAAGACUCAAGUAAAGCAGUGGAACAUAUUCCUAGCUUCGACACUACGAAAGAGAUCAUUCCCCCGGAUUUUCAGGGUCAAAACGAAUUAGUCGAGCUUUCGCCUGCCCAGCAGAGCGUUUUGGAGGAGUUCAAAGACUUUAUAUCAAGUCGCAAAAAGCAUGAAACCAGAGACAACCGAAGCACAUCAAAUACGCAGAUUCUCUUGGAAAGACGAGUCGAAGAAAGCGUGAACCAAUUUGAGAGAGAUUUGGAAGAUCUCUACAGGCAUAAGAUCACGUACCAAAAGAGUGUCUUGACCGAGGAGCUUAGAAUUCUUUUGCAUGUGGAACGUAUGGCAAGAGUAGAAGAACUUCAAAAAGAAGAAACCGCUUUCAAGAAUGAGAUCGUCAAGGCCAAAGCUCAAUUCGAAAAUGCGGAGAAGCAAUUGGCUAUGGGAACCGAAGCUUUGGAUCAAGCGAAAAACUUGUUGAGUGACCUGAGUGAAAACGAUAAACUCUUGGACAAGAAUUUUAAGAAAUCAUUCCAAGGUCUUAACUACAACCAGCUUGAAUCCCUAUUAAAAGCGUUCAGAAAACGUCCUAGGGCAGGAGCCAGUAUAGAACGAACUAUCGCAAUUUUCACCAAAAAAGACCCCAAACACUCGAAGAUUCUCUCGAUGAUCGGUCAAAAGGACUCGAAGGACCCCCGCUCCAAAAGCAUUGCUUCAACCCUGGAGAAGAUGUGCAAUAUGUUUUUGGGUCCUGCCAGUGCUAGAGCAUCUGGUCCGCCCACAUCGGGCGUCCAGGCUCUCUCUUUGGAUGAACUAGAUCGAUCCAACCAUUGUCCGGAGAGUGUGAAUCUCGAUUCAUGGCGCACUUUAUGUCAAUUGAGGCGGAAAAAAAUCGCAAGUGAAGAGAGGAUUGCUGGUUUGGUUGCUCAUCUAGCGGAGACGGAAGAGUUCGUGCAAGAGUCAAAUCGGUCCCUUGAGCAGGAAACUCAAAGGCGGCUUGAACUUCAACGUCUUCACACUGAUUGGCGAAAGAAACGAAAUCGAGAGGUCAAUGACACUGAAUUGGUACUUUCUAUUCCUCGGGGUCAAGUAGAAAUGGAAUUAAAUGACUUUGACCCUUUCUUGGGAGACGCAAUCUUGUUGACGGAAAACGUGGUCAAAAAAGCGAAUGCCGAAAUCGACAGAAGUGGCGCUUUCAAAUUGGCCGCUCAGAGGGAAAGCCGUCAAGUGCAAAAUGGGACCAAAAUGUUGCAAUGGGAACGGGACAAGCUUCUAUUCCAGAAAGAGGAGGCCAAUGCCAAGUGGUUUGACAUUCAGCAGACAAAGCUAUCCAAGGAAAGCCGAGGGCAUUUGGAAACUUUGAAGCAACUAAAAAACAAUAAAACAAUCGAAGGCGGGUUCUCCAUGACCGAUGAGUACAGUCGUUUGGAUAAAUCGACUCAACAAACUGAUCAAUACCUGACAGAGAGACUGGAACAACUGAAGGCAGAAAGCGAAUCAAUCAAAAUGGCGACUCAAAAGAAGGAAACCAACAAUAGCAAGCUUCAAGAUGAAAUUUACGUACUCGCGAACGAGAUUGAGGAGACAAGAAAGAUUGUUCAGGAGUCGACGCCAAGAGACAAAAGCGAUGAAAGAAUUGCCCGAGCCAUGAAGAGGAACAGAUUGGUGAUUAAGAUUAAAGAGCAAAAUGAGUUGAUCGUCAACCUCCGCGAUCAACUGGACACUUACAUGUUUAGCUCGUUUCCCUCUCUUGGCUGAAAAAAAUCGUUUUUACUUCUUGAAUGACUCCAUCAAUGUGCCCAUUUGGGCAAAGCUACUGAGAUAUGGUCAAUUUUCCUCAUAGCUUAAAGCAAAAAUAGGCCAAAUAAAGUCAAAUGGUUCAAAAUUUUCCCUUACCAACUUGGAGGGCGGCAUAAAUACACUCUCUUUUUGGAGAGACAGUAAAAUGAAUAGUUGCAAAAUGCGACACGUAAAU
Molecule: messenger RNA, 4656 nt
Organism: Tigriopus californicus
Lineage: Eukaryota; Metazoa; Arthropoda; Copepoda; Harpacticoida; Harpacticidae
Product: cilia- and flagella-associated protein 43-like
Exons: 17
Coding region: 111-4439 (1442 amino acids)
Biological process (GO): cilium assembly
Cellular component (GO): axoneme
Molecular function (GO): protein binding
Source: RefSeq, a predicted model, not a curated record